Fasciola hepatica (liver fluke) is the source of this 309-nucleotide messenger RNA. NCBI's taxonomy places the organism in Eukaryota, Metazoa, Platyhelminthes, Trematoda, Plagiorchiida, Fasciolidae. The record is from the annotation of a GenBank genome assembly.
AUGACUGUUCAGUGUGCCGUUGAUCAAUCUUUAUACAAUCGAUUCGAACGAUGCCAACAUAACCCGAAAUAUCUGGGAAGUGCUGAACAUGUCCAUCAAGCAUUAGUCAAGAUAUGUCAAAAUGAAUGCAAAACUCAACCAAAUCUUUUGAUACUGAUCGACACCGUUGAAAGUUUCAUUUGUUGCGCCAUCAACCAAUCCCUCGAUUGCUGCGGUACCCGAUUCGCUUGUUUCACACCACCGCAUGGCCCAGUGACUUGGCAUCGCUUUCUCACCGUCUCAACUUCUGUCUGCCCUCUUGUUUACUGA